Chenopodium quinoa (quinoa) is the source of this 1435-nucleotide messenger RNA. RefSeq names its product probable 20S rRNA accumulation protein 4. Lineage: Eukaryota; Viridiplantae; Streptophyta; Magnoliopsida; Caryophyllales; Amaranthaceae. Bases 211 to 1317 code for a protein of 368 amino acids. Gene Ontology annotation, cellular component: cytoplasm. The transcript has 9 exons. The record is from RefSeq and is a predicted model, not a curated record.
GCUUGUAUUUUUUCCGAGAGAAAUACAUACCCAAAUUAAGGAGAAGAAGACUGUAUGUAAGUAGCCUAAAGUAGGAAACUUGAAAAGCAGCAGCAGUAGUAGCCAACGCAGACCAAUCAAUAUACAUAUACAAAAAAAGUUACGUAUAAUUCAAUUAACAAACUUUUUGUUAAUUUGCAGAUUAUUGCUUCAAUCUUGUAAGAUAAAGCUAUGAAGGAGGUGAUACUUGGUUUACCUGGACCUUGGGCUGAUGAUAAUCUAGGGAUUGCUGAUCAUUAUACUACAAAAAUUGGAGGUUAUCCUGACUGGCCUUUCCCUGAGUCAUUGUUAGGAUCGGAUUUCCUCGAGUGUGGUUUGUGUAACAGAAAAAUGUGCCUAAUUUCACAGGUAUAUGCACCAAUUCAUGAUUCAGCUCUGAAGAUUGAAGAGCGCGUAAUAUAUGUAUUUGGCUGCCUGAAUUCACCCUGUGGAAGCUGGCGUGCUAUUCGUGUUCAGAAGCCUGGCAGUUGUGGGGAACCAGAACUUGUUGGCUCAGAAGCAGGUCCUUCCAUUGUAUCAUCUCCAGCUUCUGAAAUUAAGGAUUCAGAUGAUGAUAUAAGCCUGGAGGAAUUGAGUAAGGUUCUUUUUGAAGCUGCAAGCCUUGCUUCAAAGCGAACUAAACAAAAAGGAAAAAGAAAAACCAAGACUAAUUCAAGACCUCUUUCAUUAAAGCUGGAUCAUAGAAAAGUUGACUCCGGUACUAUUGUGCUGCCUUGCUUCUAUAUAUACAGUCAAGAGGAUAAAUCAUCUCAAAAUCCAUCAGCUGUUAGUUCAAAUUAUCCUUCACUUUCAGUCAAGGAGGCACAAGAUUAUAAGGACUAUACUGAUCCAAUACAGGAAGAAACCUGGGAAGAGGAAGGCUAUGAGUAUGACCGAGCUUUAAAUGCAGAUAGGAUCUACCUGAAGUUCAAGAAAAGACUGGACAAAUGCCCUGAGCAAUGUUUCAGAUAUUCCUUUGGAGGAAAACCACUGUUGGCUAGUGGAGAUGUGACUGAGCCUACUACAUGUGGCCUUUGUGGUGAACCAAGACAUCAUGAGUUGCAGUUUAUGUCUCCGUUAGUUUAUUUUCUACAAGAAGGAGCUACUGGGGGACAAAAAGAUUUGUUGGAGAAUUGGAAUUGGAUGACACUUAUUGUAUAUACAUGUUCAAAGUGCUGCUUUCAGAGGGUGGAUUCUGAAAUGCCCAAUUGGGAUGGGUGGACUGUGGCAGAGGAGACUGUUAUAGCACAGUUUGAGAAGCCUUUGACUGAAUCAUCUCGCCUAGGUUAUCUCUCUUAAUUUAUAGAAUACUUUCAUUUCUCAUUUUUCCCUAUUUUUUGAUUUUCAUAGUUUUGGAAUCUGAACUUGUAAAUUUGUUAUUGUUGUUUGUCAAUCAAUAGUGACCAUAGUCCAUUUA